AUGAAGUUGGUUCAUAAAAAUGUAGAGAAAACAGGCUCCGGAGAAAUUACAAUGUACCCGGAAGAGCCUGAGGACAUGUGGCACCUGUACAAUAUCCUCCAAAUUGGCGAUCAACUGAAGGCUUCUACGAUUCGUCGUGUUGUCAAAGUCGGAGCCACGGGUACCACUUCUAACUCUAGAGAAAAAAUGACCUUGAAAGUUUUAAUAGAAGCUACGGACUUUGAUACAAAGGCAGCUGAAUUACACAUCAAGGGGAAAACGACAGAAUAUCAUCCCCUCGUAAGGUUGGGUUCAUAUCACACACUGGAUUUGGAGUUGCACAGAAAUUUUACCCUUUACAAGAAUGAAUGGGACUCAUUCGCUUUAGAUCGGGUAGACGCUGCUUGCAAUCCAUCUAGAAAUGCUGAGAUUGGAGCAGUGGUUCUUGAGGAAGGUAUCGCAAAUGUUUGUUUAAUUACCGACUAUAUGACCAUAAUGCGUCAAAGAAUUAACCAAACAAUUCCCAGAAAGCGUAGAGGUGAUAGCAGCGCUUAUCAAAAGGGUUUAAACAAGUUUUACGAUACUGUUUUUCAAGCAAUCUCUACAGAGCUUGAUUUUGAAAAACUCAAAGUCAUUAUCCUAGCUUCUCCUGGCUUCGUCGCCAAAGGCCUAUUUGACUAUAUUAUGGGAAUGGCUGUAAAAUUGGACCUAAAACACGUUUUCAAAGCAAAACAAAAAUUUUUGAUUCUUCAUUCUAGUACUGGCCAUAUCCAUUCUCUUAAUGAAGUUCUCAAAAAUUCAAUUGUUGAAUCCAGCCUGGCUGAUACAAAAUACAUUCAGGAAAUCCGUAUUUUAAAUAAGUUUUACCAAGUUAUGAAUGAUGACGAUAGACGUGCCUGGUACGGUCCCAAGCAUGUCGAAAAGGCUUUUGAAAUUGGUGCUGUUGGUGAACUACUAAUCAGUGAUUCUCUAUUUAGAAGCUCUGAUAUAGCAACUAGAAAAAAAUGGGUUGGCCUUGUUGAUGCGUUAAGAGAAACCAAGAGCACCGUUUACAUUUUUAGCAGCCUUCAUGAAUCCGGGAAACAACUGGAUUUACUGUCUGGAAUAGCUGCUAUCUUGACAUAUCCUGUGGAAGAAGAAGAUAUAGAGGAAGAAGAAGAAGAGGAAGAAAGCUAA
Schizosaccharomyces osmophilus is the source of this 1155-nucleotide messenger RNA. RefSeq names its product Dom34-Hbs1 translation release factor complex subunit (gene dom34). The record is from RefSeq and is a predicted model, not a curated record. The transcript is spliced from 5 exons. Lineage: Eukaryota; Fungi; Ascomycota; Schizosaccharomycetes; Schizosaccharomycetales; Schizosaccharomycetaceae. Gene Ontology annotation, cellular component: cytoplasm. Gene Ontology annotation, biological process: nonfunctional rRNA decay; RNA surveillance; nuclear-transcribed mRNA catabolic process, non-stop decay. The coding region runs from base 1 to 1155 and encodes 384 amino acids.